AUGUCAACCCCCCAACAACGACCACCCCCAACCCCACCCAAAGCCAUUAUCUUCCGAAACAGAGGCUUCAAACUCUUCUACAGCUUCCCGGUAACCAUCCACUUCCUCUACAUAACCCUCGACUUCUGUCCCGACGUGGGGCCCGAUCCCUACCGGUACUGGCCCCGGCACUCCUCCACCGAGCUCUUGACGUUCUUCAGGAGGGCAGACCCAUUCCUCAACGAUGUCGAUUUUUUGGUCGCGCAGCUGAAGUGGAACCUGAUCGAGUUUGACGAGCCGAAUCUGCCCGCUGAUCGGGGGCAUAGGGCGGGGAGGUUGAGGGAGAUAUUGAUGGACGCGGUGCUAGAUGGGAAGGAUAUCCAUCCAACUGUUGAGGAUAUCAUAAGUGAUAUCGAAAGGGAGCAUGCCGAGGAGAUGAAGAGGUGGAAGUGGGAGUAUGAUGGCUGUAGGGCAGAGGUGCUCAGGUGGCAGGCGGAGACGGGGAGAAGGUUGGCGGUGCCGGGGCGAGAAAAGUAA
Molecule: messenger RNA, 516 nt
Organism: Podospora bellae-mahoneyi
Lineage: Eukaryota; Fungi; Ascomycota; Sordariomycetes; Sordariales; Podosporaceae
Exons: 2
Coding region: 1-516 (171 amino acids)
Source: RefSeq, a predicted model, not a curated record